Carassius gibelio (silver crucian carp) is the source of this 1161-nucleotide messenger RNA. RefSeq names its product C-type lectin domain family 10 member A-like. NCBI's taxonomy places the organism in Eukaryota, Metazoa, Chordata, Actinopteri, Cypriniformes, Cyprinidae. The transcript has 4 exons. The record is from RefSeq and is a predicted model, not a curated record. The coding region runs from base 373 to 753 and encodes 126 amino acids.
UAAGUGUAUAGAUAAAGAGAAUAACAGUAUGUUUGUUCUUCAGGAAGUGAUUCAGUGAGGAUCAGAAACUACAGAACAGCUGUAGUGUGUUUGGUGCUGCUGUGUGUUCUUCUGCUGACUGCAGUCAUAGUGCUGUGUGUCACACUCACUCAAGAGAGACAACAGCUCAUAUCCAAGAAUGAAAACUUGACCAAUGAGAGAGAGCAGCUAACACUCAAGAACACAAACCUGAUCAAUGAGAGAGAGCAGCUAACACUCAAGAACACAAACCUGAUCAAUGAGAGAGAACAACUAAUACUCAAGAUCACAAACCUGACCAGUGAACUUCGGAUCUGUGUUAAUUGGACCUGCUAUCAGUCCAGUUUUUACUACAUGUCCAAAGAGAAGAAGAACUGGACUGAGAGCAGAAGAUACUGUAGAGAGAGAGGAGCAGAUCUGAUCAUCAUUAACAACAAAGAGGAACAAGAUUUCAUUCACAACAUGUCUGGUAAUGGUAUAUUUUAUAUUGGCCUGACUGACAGAGAAGUGGAGGGCACAUGGAAAUGGGUUGAUAACACCACACAUGUUCUCACCUCUGGCUUCUGGGCGCAAGGAGAGCCAAAUGGAAACCAACAAUAUGAUGAGGACUGUGUUGUGACUGUAGCUGUGCCUCCACCAGGGUGGGGUAAUUUAGUAGGGUGGCUUGAUGAUGCAUGUAAUAAACCUUAUCAAUGGAUCUGUGAGAAGAGAAUUUCACAGUUCAUUCUGCCAUAGGAACAUCACACACCUUUCUGUCACAAGUUCAACAAUCAAAACUUUUUUUAAUAAUUGGUUAUUAUUUAAAAAUGUUUCUCAACCUUGUUUCUAGAAGUCACCCACAAUUGCACAUUUUGACUACCAUUUCAUGUCCUAAAUGCAUAAUGUGCAAAAUGGGACUCCAGAAGUGUUUUUCAUUCAACCACAAAUGCUUUGUAAGUGAACGUCAGAGUUUUCCAAUUUAUACGUGAGAUUUGCAGACUUAAUUUAUUUUUUGUACAUUAUCCAGUUAUAGAUCACCAGUCACUGUGAAACACUCCAGUACUUACAACAAGUUUGAAUAAAACAAAGGUGUUAAACAGGAGUUAAGACUGCGGCAUUUGUAUUAAUUAAUUACAGGAUUUGGUUUGUAUUCAUUUUUUUAAU